AUGGCCUCAGCGACGCGGCAGUUAGAGCACCCUGUCAUCGGAACAGUCAAGGGAAUUGUGUCGAACGGUGUUACUCAAUUUUUGGGCGUCAAAUACGCGAAUCUAGACCACUGGUUUGACAAUGCUCAGCUUGUUCAGUACAACGGUAAUGGUUUGAAUGCAACACGCCACGGCCCGCAAGUCAUCUCGGAUCCUGCGGGGGUCAACCAGGAACACCUGAUCAUCCAGAAAGCGAUCCCAGUGGCCGAGUUCCCUGGGCUAUCAAGCACCGAAUGUCUCAACUUGAACCUCACAGUGCCUCUCGAGGUGAAAGACUCCCAGCCCUUACCUGUACUGGUCUUCAUUCAUGGCGGAGGAUUCGCUACUGGCUCGAAUUGGUGGCCACAGUAUGACAUGAAGCGUUUAGUCCAACUGGCAAGCGAACGGGGAAAGCCCAUGAUUGCCGCUGCUAUCAGCUAUCGCGUGGGUGCGCCUGGGUUCCUUACCUCCGAGGAGCUUCAAAAGGAAGGGUUCAAGAGUAAUCAAGGCCACCAUGACCAGAGAAUUGCUCUUAAAUGGAUCAAAGAGUAUAUUGCUGGCUUCGGUGGCGAUCCUCAGCAGAUAACCGUGGCCGGUGAAAGUGCUGGUGGCAGCUCAACGACCCGGCUACUCUACUCGAAUGAGACACUGGCGACCCAAAUCAUCGUCUUGGGGGGUUGCCCUCCACUUCUUGCGCCGCUGGACGCGGCAGUUGCUGAGCAAGUCUAUCAUGACGUGACCAAAGCUUUCAGACUCGAAGACCUGUCAUCGAGUCAACGUAUCAAGGCAUUGUCUGAGGUGUCCCCAGAGGACCUCCUUGCGAAGCUUGAAGGGGUCAGGCCGUUUCUACCAAUCUUGGACGGAGAUACGGUGCCCUUUACGCCAACAUUCGAAACGUCCAGGGCAAAAAAGGUGAUUCCCAGCGGGACGUCUUGCCGAGCCAUGAUGAUCGGAUACGCGCCGUUAGAUGCGAGCAUCUUCGGCUUCGUGGGCCUCCUGCACAAGAAAGAAGGCAUUGCCACCAAGUUCAUCCAGUCCAUCAGCUCGUCGCUAUCGCAACACCCCGAUGCGACCACGCGGAUUCUGCAAGCCUACGAGAUUAGCGAGGCUGCGGGCGACGACGAAUCUCUCAUCCGUGUCCUGCAAUUUGCUUCAGAUCUUGUUUUUCGCGCCUCGGCAGAGUUGUAUGCGAAAAGCUUCCAUGGCAACUCCUACUUGUUGGAAUUUGCAGAGCGCAACCCUUGGGAUGGUCCUUUCAAAGGUCACAGUACUCACGUGCUUGAUGUUGCAUUCCUCUUUCAAAACUACAAUGAGCAUCUCAGCGAAAAGCAAAGACAAACUGCCGAAGCAUUUGCCGCUGAUGUGAUAGACUUUGUUCAUGGUGAGGCUCCUUGGGGGCGACUCCGAGAUGCCGCCGGGCGCAUGAUCUAUGAACAUGGGACGAGAACUUACAAGGAAGACGUGGCCGGCUCCGGGAAAUAUGACUGUGUUCUUACCCUGGGCGAAGAAGUUGGUCUGGAUUAUCUACUAAAAGCUUGGGAGACGUUCCUAUUCUCUCAACUUCAAGGCUUGAGCGGCCAUCGCGAACAUAAUUCGGAAGCUUAUCGGUGCCUGCAGAAGAUCAGGAUGAAGGCGGACCCUGUACUUGCUAGUGAGUCGCUGAGCUCGACGCUGCUUGGCGUUGGGCUUGAGCGCGUUGUCCAGUUUCGAGGGAUUCCAUACGGCGAGAUCCCAUCACGGUUCGCAGAACCCCGGCCGAAAAGCGCUUUGCCACGGGAGGUGAAUUGUACUAGCUUUGGACCUCGGUGCCCGCAAGUCGCCAUUGAUGUUGGCCAUCUCUUGAGAAUCCCCAGCCAAUACAAGCUGCCGCCCGAGCCUGAGGAUGAGUUCAAAUGUCUCAACUUGGACGUGACGACACCCAGAUCAUGUUUAUCGUCAAAGCGCGAACAGCUGCCGGUUCUUGUCUGGAUUCAUGGCGGUUCGCAAGCAGUGACCUUUGGAAGCGCCGCUUCUGGCGUGUGUGAUGGGACACAAGUUGUGGAGGAUUCCAUCAGUCAAGGGAAACCGAUCAUCGUUGUGACAGUUCAGUAUAGGCUGAACAUCUUUGCGUUUGGGGACGAGACUAGUUCGAAGAAUUUGGCCCUGAAAGAUCAAGCCUUGGCUUUGAAUUGGGUUCAAAAACAUAUAGCUGGUUUCGGAGGCAAUCCGGAUAACAUUUUUCUUGCAGGGGAAAGCGCCGGAGCGGUGUAUUGCCAUGCACACCUGGUAGCUGGCGCCCCCAUCAGAGGCGUCAUUCUCUGCUCCGGCUCUCUGUACCUAUCUCCACCCCAGUCAGAAGAGAAGGCCUUCAUUUUGCGUCAAACUUUACGAAAACACCUUCAAGGUGCGGGCGAUUUUGAGAUUGACACCGCUCCCGUGGAUAAAUUGGUGGAGGCCCUAGAGUCGUCUGGGAUACAGUCUUGGUUCUUGCAGACGGAUUCCGCGCUUGCAGACUGGCAGACCAAAAUAGGAGUAGCUGAAAGGUUGAUGAUAGGCGAUGUCCAAAACGAGGCCGUAAUCUGGCGAGAGGGUGUGUGGGCAACAGAUAACGCCGCCGUUGUCGAUGCGUUUAAUUUAGCUGGCGAAGACCGGGAUGCAUUGAAAAGGGUGUACAACAUUUAUCCUGACAGACCCUCCUCUUCCAAGAUUGGAGCUUUGGAUUUCAUCAACGACUAUAAAUUUCUCCUUCCAGCCGAGAACGUUGCUCGGCUGUUCAAGGCUGCAGGCAAACCGGCCUAUCGUUACCUGGUCGAUGAAUCGAAUCCUUGGCAGCCGUCAAAUGGCGCUCAUCAUGCUGUUGACUUGCUUUUCCUCUUUGGGGGGUUCGACCUAUCCUGUUUUCCCUCUGCAAAAAAGACUGGAGAACACAUGCGUGAAGCGUUCAUCGCGUUUAUUCACUCCCAAGAACCGUGGAACCCUAGUUGUUAUGCAGGAUUUGGGCCAUACGGAUCGUUUCAGGAGCUCGAUAGUGCUGGCGUUGGGUGCCGAAGGCGAAUGGAGGCGGCAGAGUUCCUGCGAAGUGUCCCGUCACCAGUCCUGGAUAAGGUAUUCUUUGCUCUCGCUGCCGGCCGAAUCAGCUUGUCAAACUGA
This is a messenger RNA of Colletotrichum graminicola M1.001, 3147 nucleotides long. RefSeq names its product carboxylesterase. NCBI's taxonomy places the organism in Eukaryota, Fungi, Ascomycota, Sordariomycetes, Glomerellales, Glomerellaceae. The coding region runs from base 1 to 3147 and encodes 1048 amino acids. The record is from RefSeq and is a predicted model, not a curated record. The transcript is spliced from 11 exons.